This is a messenger RNA of Vespula pensylvanica (western yellowjacket), 2086 nucleotides long. RefSeq names its product heat shock protein 68-like. Gene Ontology annotation, molecular function: ATP-dependent protein folding chaperone; ATP hydrolysis activity; ATP binding. The record is from RefSeq and is a predicted model, not a curated record. The transcript has a single exon. NCBI's taxonomy places the organism in Eukaryota, Metazoa, Arthropoda, Insecta, Hymenoptera, Vespidae. Gene Ontology annotation, biological process: protein refolding; cellular response to unfolded protein. The coding region runs from base 132 to 2021 and encodes 629 amino acids. Gene Ontology annotation, cellular component: cytoplasm.
AAUAACAACGAAAACAACGAACGAACUUUGAUAACGAAAAGAUAUAAAACAGUGAAUUUGUAUUUAAGAAUAAAGACAAAUUAGAGAGAAUAGAAAGAAAUUAGAAGAAAAUACAAAGUGAAAAAUUGAAAAUGCCUGCUAUUGGUAUUGACUUGGGAACCACUUACUCCUGCGUAGGAGUUUGGCAACAAGGAAAAGUGGAGAUCAUUGCCAAUGAUCAAGGUAACAGAACGACACCAAGUUACGUUGCUUUUACAGACACGGAACGUUUAAUCGGCGAUGCUGCUAAGAAUCAAGUAGCGAUGAAUCCAGCUAAUACAGUUUUCGAUGCGAAACGAUUGAUCGGUCGGAGAUACGACGAUCAAAAGAUCCAGAACGAUUUGAAACAUUGGCCGUUCCAAGUGGUGAACGAAGAUGGAAAGCCUAAGAUCCAGGUAGAAUUUCGUGACGAGAACAAAAGGUUCAAUCCAGAAGAAAUAAGUUCUAUGGUUUUGACGAAGAUGAAGGAAACUGCCGAGGCUUAUCUGGGACAGACCGUUCGAGAUGCUGUUAUCACGGUACCAGCUUAUUUCAAUGAUUCGCAACGUCAGGCUACGAAAGACGCAGGUGCGAUAGCUGGUUUAAACGUAUUGAGAAUAAUCAACGAACCUACAGCCGCGGCAUUAGCUUAUGGCUUGGACAAAAAUUUAAAGGGAGAGAGAAACGUAUUGAUUUUCGAUCUGGGAGGUGGUACUUUCGACGUUUCUAUCCUUACCAUCGACGAGGGUUCUCUCUUCGAGGUAAAAUCUACGGCAGGUGAUACUCACUUGGGUGGCGAAGAUUUCGACUCGAGAUUGGUCGAUCAUUUCUGUAAAGAAUUCGAGAGGAAAUAUAAGAAGAAUAUGAGAAGCAAUGCUAGAUCUUUGAGAAGAUUGAGAACGGCUGCUGAACGUGCCAAGAGAACUUUGUCCUCGAGCACGGAGGCUACGAUCGAGAUCGAUGCUCUUUACGAAGGUAUCGAUUUUUAUACGAAAAUCUCUCGAGCCCGUUUCGAAGAGCUCUGCGCUGAUCUCUUCAGAUCUACUUUGGAACCAGUGGAAAAGGCAUUAGCCGAUGCAAAAUUGGAUAAACGAUCGGUAGACGACGUCGUUCUCGUUGGUGGUUCGACUCGUAUACCGAAGGUCCAAAGUAUGUUACAGAAUUUCUUCUGUGGAAAACAGUUGAAUCUUUCUAUUAAUCCUGACGAGGCUGUUGCUUACGGAGCAGCGGUACAGGCAGCUAUACUCACUGGAGAAGGUUCUAAAAAUUCUACUCUACAGGAUGUACUUUUGGUCGAUGUUGCUCCUCUUUCUCUUGGUAUCGAGACUGCAGGUGGUGUUAUGACUAACAUCAUUGAACGUAACUCUCGCAUACCGUGUAAGCAAACGCAAACGUUUACUACAUACUCCGACAAUCAACCAGGAGUAACUGUUCAAGUUUACGAAGGUGAACGAGCAAUGACCAAGGAUAAUAAUUUACUUGGGAGAUUCGAACUGAGCGGUAUCGCACCUGCUCCACGCGGUGUACCAAAGAUCGAGGUCAUCUUCGAUAUGGACGCUAAUGGAAUUCUUCAUGUCACCGCGAAGGACACCGCCACUGGUCGAAGCAAUAACAUCAGAAUAACCAACGAUAAGGGUCGCUUGAGCAGAGAUGAAAUUGAUAGAAUGUUGGCAGAAGCAGAACGCUAUAAACAGCAAGACAAGGAACAGAGAGAGAAGGUUGCUAUCAGGAAUCAAUUAGAAAGCUAUGUCUUCUCUGUGAAACAAGCGAUUGAGGAUAGUGGUUCCAAAUUGACGGAAACUGAUAAGAAUAAAGUAAAAGAGAUUUGCGAAGAUACUCUACGUUGGCUAGACAAUAACGUACUUGCGGAAGUGGAAGAAUAUAAGUACAAAUUGGAGGAAUUGCAAAAGCAAUUCUCACCCAUCAUGACGAAAAUUCAUCAGGGCGGAGCUCAGCAAAAUUAUGGGGAUAACACUGGUCCUACCGUAGAAGAAGUAGAUUAAUAAGAGAUAUGAAAUGUAAUAUAUUCUUAACAUAUUCUAAAUAUGUUAUAGAUUUUUUCCUUUUU